This is a messenger RNA of Oncorhynchus mykiss (rainbow trout), 795 nucleotides long. RefSeq names its product ASNSD1 upstream open reading frame (gene asdurf). Lineage: Eukaryota; Metazoa; Chordata; Actinopteri; Salmoniformes; Salmonidae. The record is from RefSeq and is a predicted model, not a curated record.
CGGACCGCCAUGAUAUAUAAAAGUACUCAGACCUCGUUGACUUCUCUUGCUUGUACAAUGUUUUUCGUCUGCUAGUGCUAGCUAGGUAAUAAAUAAGAUAUUAUCUUCGCUGUGUGUUACCUUAUCAAAAUGUCUGCAAAGAACCAGCGAGAGAACGAAAACAUUGAUGAGGAAGAGUCUACGCUGAAGGAGGAAUUAAACAAAAAGAUCAAGGAACAGAAAAUUGUGUUUGAUGAGCUCUCCAAUCUGAAGAAAAACCGGAGGGUCUAUGUUCAACAGCCCAACAGUAACAUAUUCUUCUUGGCAGACAGAGGGCAGACUCUUGCUUCAUGCAAAAAGGAACUCGACAACAUGAAGAAGGAUAUGUAGAAUCUACUCAAUCUUCGACGGAACUACAAAUAAGGCCUUACUAGCUAUAAAUAUGUGUGGUAUUUGCUGUGUACUGAGCUUGUCCCCCUCCCAGCUUGUGCUGGAGAAGCAUGUGCAUGAAAACCUAAGGAAAAGAGGGCCUAACUCCAGUUGCAACAUCACCAAAACAGCUUCAAAUCCCCACUACCAGUGUCUGUUCUCUGCUCACGUACUUCACAUGAGAGGUUGCCCUGCCCCUCAGCCAGCACAAGACCGUAACAGCAAUGUAUUGAUGUGGAAUGGAGAGGUUUUUGGAGGACUGUUAUUGAGACCAGAAGAGAAUGACACUGAUGUUCUUUCCCACCACCUCGCAGCCUGCCACAGCCCUACAGAGAUCCUGUCUGUCCUGGGCAAUGUCCGAGGACCCUGGGCUUUCACUUAUUACCA